GUGUUUAUUGUCGUCAUGCUGCAGGAGAUCCUGGAUGCUCUAGUAAGUAAUGUGAACAUCGAGCUCCUGAACACUCUUCAUUACCACAUGGUGAACCGCCGACUGACCUCAGAGGAGCUGAAACAUGGAUCCUCGUUCGCCUCAAUGUUCCAGGACUUCCACGUUCACAUCCACCACUACAGCAAUGGAAUCAUGACAGUGAAUUGCGCUCGUCUGAUCAAACCUGACCAACAUGCCACCAACGGCAUUGUGCAUGUGGUUGAUCGUGUCAUCACCGCCAUCUCCAGCAACUUAAACAUGCUGAUCGAUGUUGAUGAGGACCUUGAGACGCUGUGUACGGCCAUUGCUGCUGCAGGUUUGACCCCCAUGUUGGAAAGCGAGGGUCAGUACACCAUCUUCGCUCCCACCAACGAAGCCUUCAAGAAGAUUCCUCAGGAGACCCUGACCAGGAUCCUAGGAGACCCAGUGGCUCUGAGAGACCUGCUGAACUACCACAUCCUGAAGCAGAUGCAGUGUGCUGAGUCAAUCGUGUCGGGGACUCCGAUGGAGACGCUGCAGGGAACUGUUCUGGAGGUCGGUUGUGACGGAGACCACAUGACCCUGAAUGGUAAGGCCAUCAUCACCAAGAAAGACCAGCUGGGAACCAAUGGAGUCAUCCACUACAUCAACGAGCUGCUCAUCCCAGACUCAGCGAAAACUCUCCUGGAGCUCGCUGAAGGUUCACCUGUUACCACGGCAACCACAUUGUUUGUUGAAGCUGGUCUGAGCCCCCACCUGACGGGUUCCGAAGCUCUGACCAUGUUAGCUCCGCUCAAUGACGCCUUCAAAG
Messenger RNA from Paralichthys olivaceus (Japanese flounder), 829 nucleotides. Lineage: Eukaryota; Metazoa; Chordata; Actinopteri; Pleuronectiformes; Paralichthyidae. The record is from RefSeq and is a predicted model, not a curated record.